AUGUGUUAUGUAGGUAAAGCAACGAAGAUCUUCAUCUUCUUCAUUGCCGUAAUAGUUGUCUCUGGUCUCGUCAUCGGAUUCGGCAUCGUGGGCCACAAUACCCAUCCCAAAUCUCAUAAAUGCUCCGGCGAGUCUUGCUCGCUGUCGGAGUACUCUCCUCCGCCACCGUUACAACUUCCUUUCCCUUCCUUACCUAAUCCUAGUACAUCCAAUCCAUCCGAUCCUACCGUUAAUUCCAACGCAUCACCUCCACCGCCACCACCGGAAACCUCUCUGCAACCACCAUCGCCACCGGAAACCUCUCUGCCACCACCAUCUCCACCGGAAACCUCUCUGCCACCACCAUCGCCACCGGAUACCUCUCUAUCACAACCGCCAUCUGCUGCGGUUAGUAAUCCAUCGCCACAGCUUCCUCCACCAGUUUCUGUAGUUACUCCUCCUGCUGCAGUUACGGCUGCGCCUCCGCAGGCAUUUAGUCCACCGAGUCCAGUUCAGGUGUCUCCAGGUCCAAUGAAUUCGUCUUAA
Molecule: messenger RNA, 525 nt
Organism: Lactuca sativa (garden lettuce)
Lineage: Eukaryota; Viridiplantae; Streptophyta; Magnoliopsida; Asterales; Asteraceae
Source: RefSeq, a predicted model, not a curated record